Messenger RNA from Stereum hirsutum FP-91666 SS1, 2127 nucleotides. RefSeq lists its product as uncharacterized. The coding region runs from base 22 to 2058 and encodes 678 amino acids. The record is from RefSeq and is a predicted model, not a curated record. Gene Ontology annotation, biological process: cristae formation. The transcript has 4 exons. Gene Ontology annotation, cellular component: MICOS complex. Lineage: Eukaryota; Fungi; Basidiomycota; Agaricomycetes; Russulales; Stereaceae.
AGAGAACGUUGGCCUCGACGAAUGUACCGCUCCCUGCCUGUAGCCAGACAGGCUGCAUUUCCCGCAAAUGCCAGUAGGGGACUUGUCAGAGUCACCCGCAGACGUUUCGCGACGGAGACGGCACCGACCACACCACCGAAGAAGAAGAAACGUGUACUCCGUCGAGUAGUUCUCUAUACCACCGGUGCUGUAACCACCUUCUACGUCGGCAGCGCCUUCGUCGCCUUCCAGAGCUCGCAGUACUACAACUUCUUCAACCAUGACGUUCCUCUCGGUGCAGCCGUUCUUCAAUACGCGGAGGACCACGAAUGGGACGAGUUGACUGUCGGAGAUGUGUUUACCAACGGCGUAGAGGGGUCAAUUUCGGCAUAUGAGUGGGCGCGGAAACAUCUUGGAUAUGCUACGGAAGAGGCUAAGGAGAAAACGAAGGAGGCAAAGGCUGCUCUCUCCGACAAGGCGCAUUCCGUGUCAUCAUCGGCACAGCGAACUGGAAGUGAUGUUCAGGGCAAGGUGCAGGGCGUUAUGGAGCAACUGAAGACAAAAGUCCACCAGGCUGAGGGAAAGUUGUCGAAGGAGGCUAACAAGGCUGCUGCCAUCGCGAAGCACCAAUCCGUUCAGUUCUCUGAAGGCGUAGAACAUUUAAUAUGGAAGGCGGAGGACGCGCUCUCUGAUAAACCUAUCGACAGCCUACCGGAAGCUACCACAUCGCCCGGUCAAUCUCCCGAAGCUGCACAACCGCGUACGAACGACGAAGAGGUUGACGUUACUGCUAGUCUCAAACGGGCGUCCGGUGUAUACGAUGGUCCUAUUCCUGUUGGUUUCGAGCCUCCACCCGGUUAUUCUCGUCCAAAACCUUCGGCGGCGGACAAGGUGAAGGGUAUCGCUGCCGAAAAACUCGCCGCUCUGAAGAUGGAAGCCCUUCCUCUGAUCGCCCCCACGGUAAAGGAACUCAACGCCAACGAACCUGUCCUUGCCCAUCUCGCUUCCACUAUCGACAACCUCGCUUCCUUCCUCCGUUCAAAUCCCUCCGCUGCCGACAAAGCUCGUGACGUCCUCGACACCGCCAAGGGUGACCUUACUGAAUUGGCUCACCAUUUCGACCGGGUCAGGGAAGAGGAACAGCGUAAGCUUGAGGCACAGAUGGACGAACAGGCGAGGGAGUACACUUUGAAGAUGUUGGAGCUAGAGAUUGCGGCACAAGACAAGAUGGAGAAUCAGGAGGUUGGGUUCAGGCAAUAUCUCGACGAGGAGAAGGCGAAGAUGGCCCAUCUUUUCCGGGACAAGCUAGACUCUGAGCUCGCCGUUCAACGUGAAAUCAUCAAUGAACGGCUGAAGGAGGAAGUCAUCAACCAGGGCAUUGAGCUCCAACGUCGUUGGAUUCGCGAGGUCAAACUGCGCGUAGAGCAAGAACGCGGUGGCCGCCUCGCCAAGCUCGACGAACUCGCAGCGAACCUCAAGCGUCUCGAGCGUGUCGCCCUCGACAACUCUAGCUACCUCGACGAGAACCUCCGCAUCCAUUCUCUCUGGUCCGCUAUCCGAGCUCUUCAUUCUGCCAUCGACGCCCCCAUCCGUAAACCCUUCCGCGACGAACUCCGCGUCCUGCGCCACAUUGCUGCCGCAAAGGACGAUGCCAUUGUCGCCAGUGCUCUCGAAACCCUCGAAACAUCCGACGCUCCCGACGUCGGCGUUGAGCCUUUCGCAGAUCUCGCUUCAUGGUUCUCGACGUCGGUGGCACCCAAGGUCUCAAGUGUGGCGCUCGUGCCGGAUCAGAACGCGGGCUUGCUCUCGCAUCUAGCCAGCCAUCUUUUCUCUACUUUCACUUUCAGGAGACAGGGCCUUGUCCAAGGGAACGACGUGUUGAGCACGAUCUCGAGGGCAGAAUACUAUUUGAACGAGAAGGAUCUGGACAGCGCAGCGAGGGAGCUUAACCAGCUAGGUGGGACGGCGAAGACACUGUUGAAGGAUUGGUUAGAGGCAGCCAGGAGACGACUGGAGGUGCAGCAGGCUUUGGAGGUUGUGCAGUCCCAAGCUACUGUCGCAUCGUUGCUCGUUCUAUAGCCAGACAUUCUUUAAUAUCCUUUUCAAAAAUAUAUAGAUUGCACCACAGUUCGCAGACCGCAAUAAAUU